Molecule: messenger RNA, 3135 nt
Organism: Paramisgurnus dabryanus
Lineage: Eukaryota; Metazoa; Chordata; Actinopteri; Cypriniformes; Cobitidae
Gene: exoc2
Product: exocyst complex component 2
Biological process (GO): Golgi to plasma membrane transport; exocytosis
Cellular component (GO): exocyst
Source: RefSeq, a predicted model, not a curated record
CGUGAGGUGUGGGCGUGGCAGUAGCAUGUAAACCGGAAGUGUUGUUCUAAGGAACGAAGCGUCAAUAACAUUCUCUGCACUCACGUUUUUCUGUGUGUGAAGGAUGUCUCGUGCCCGCCAGCCCCCUUUGGUGACUGGCAUCUCGCCCAAUGAGGGCACCCCAUGGACCAAAGUUACCAUUCGUGGGGAAAACCUGGGCACUGGACCUAAUGAUCUUAUUGGCUUGUCCAUCUGCGGUCAUAACUGUUUGCUGACGGCGGAAUGGAUGUCCGCCAGCAAGAUUGUGUGCCGGGUGGGUCCCGCUAAAGACGACAAGGGUGAGAUUGUGGUCACCACCAGGAGCGGAGGCAGAGGAACAUCCACGGUCUCCUUUAAACUGCUGAAGCCCGAGAGAAUUGGCAUUCUGGAUCAGUCUGCGGUCUGGGUUGAUGAGUUAAAUUACUAUGACAUGAGAACUGAUCGGAACAAAGGAAUCUCUCCUCUUUCGCUGAGGCCAGCCAACCCUUUGGGCAUCGAAAUAGACAAAGGUAAGGUUCCUCUAAAGGAUCUGGAGAACAUGUUUCCUGGCAUGAGCGGAGAUUUCACCAGCGAGAACUUCUCCGCCACCUGGUAUCUCAUCGAUAACCAUUCUUCAACCAGUUUUGAGCAGCUGCGUGUGGGUGUUGGCAAUCUGAAGAAACAGGCCAGCAAGAAGAAUGAGGGAAGUCUGGCCUAUGUGAAGGGAGGACUCAGUACUUUUUUUGAGGCUCAGGACGCCCUGGCAGCCAUCCAUCAGAAGCUUGAAUCAGACGGCACAGAGAAGGUGGAAGGUUCAAUGACCCAGCGGCUAGAAAACGUUCUUAACAGAGCGAGUGAAACGGCGGACACCCUGUUUCAGGAAGUGUUGGGCAGAAAGGACAAGGCUGACUCCACACGCAACGCUCUCAAUGUGCUGCAGAGAUUCAAAUUUCUGUUUAACCUGCCACUUAACAUCGAGCGUAAUAUCAAGAAGGGGGAUUAUGAUGUGGUGAUCAAUGAUUAUGAGAAAGCCAAAUCUCUGUUUGGGAACACAGAGGUUCCAGUCUUUAAGAAAGUGUAUUCAGAGGUGGAGACUCGGAUUGACGCACUGAGGAAACUGCUGCUGGAUAAACUACUAGAGACGCCAUCUACUCUACACGAUCAGAAACGCUAUAUCAGAUAUCUGUCUGAUCUGCAUGCACCAGGCGACCCUGCGUGGCAGUGUAUCGUCGCACAGCACAAGUGGAUCCUACAGUUGAUGCAAAACUGCAAAGAAGGUUUCAUCAAAGAGCAGAAAGUGGGUGGUGCAGGGUUCGAGUUGGAUCGCUCCCCAGCCCUGAACAGAAUCAGUUUAUCAGCUCCUGUAAAGAGAGGAGGAAGCUUCCAGACACCUAAAGAUGACUCCUGGCAUUAUAAGAGUCCUCAGCAGGUGAGGUUUGUUGAGAAGCUGUCAGAUGUGGUGAUCAGCCAGCUGCCCAACUUUUGGAAACUCUGGAUCUCUUAUGUCAACGGCAGUCUCUUUAGUGAGACAGGCGAAAAGUCCAGUCAGGUGGAGAAGUUAAAAAAGAAUGCACGGCAAAGACAGAAUGACUUUAAGGGCAUGAUCGAGGAAGUGACUCGCCGUUUGGUGCAUCUAGUUCGAGGAGCUCUGUUACCAUCUUCUCUUACUGAGCUGGAACUGAGGCAAUACGGAGGAUGGGACACUAAAACCCCGCUCAGCGGUGCCUGGCUCACACAGGCCAUUCACACGACCAGGUUAAGUCAUGAGGCUUUGUCUGCUCUGGAGAUUCCCAAUGACCUUCUGCAGGUGAUCCAGGAUUUACUGCUGGACCUUCGCGUGCACUGCUUGCUUACCACACUGCAGCAAACUGAAGAUGAUGUGAAGAGACUUGCAGAAAAAGAGGACUGGGUUGUGGACAACGAAGGGGUCACAUCACUGCCAGCUCAGUUUGAGCAAUGCAUGGUUCAGAUGUUGCAGUCUCUUAAAGAACCCAUGGAGUGCAAACCUGGAGAGAUCAAUAUUUUUAAUCUGGAUGUGGUCCAGGACAAAGCUUGCGAGCAGUGUGUUUGUAUCAUGAAGGUUUUUAUAAAGUGUCUGGAGCAGCUCAGCACCAAGACAGAUGGAGACAUUGACACCUCACAUGGUUCAGUGGACUUGGCUUCACCUGAUAUUUUUGGAAAAAUCAAUGAAGACUUCAGUUCAAAACCAGAGCAGCGUCUUCUCAUCAUCCUCAGUAACUGCCAAUAUCUGGAGAGACACACGUUUCUCAACCUGGCCGAGCACCUGGAGAAGAACAACUUCACCAGUGCUGAGAAGAUCAUCAGGGUGAGCAUAGAGGCUGUGAGACAGCUAGAUGACCAUCUGUUCGAGACGUACAUAGAGAAAAAAUCUGAUCCUAUCGUCGGCUCCCUGGAGCCCGGCAUCUACGCCGGCUACUUUGAUUGGAAGGACUGCCUGCCGCCGACAGGUGUGAGGAGUUAUUUAAAGGAAGCUUUGGUCAACAUAAUCUCUGUGCAUGCAGAGGUUUUCACAGUUUCCAAGGAGUUGGUUCCUCGUGUUUUGUCAAAGAUCAUUGAGGCUGUAGCUGAAGAAAUGAGUCGCCUGAUGCAGUGUGUGUCUUCCUUCAGUAAAAAUGGUGCUCUGCAGGCACGCCUAGAAAUCUGUGCACUGAGAGAUGCUGUAGAGCCGUAUCUAACAUCAGAGAGUCGCAUCAGUUUUAAACAGGCAAUAGAAGCACUACCACAGCUUCAGAGUGGAGCCGAUAAGAAACUCUUGGAGGAGCUGCUGAAUAAAUUUAAGAGCAGUAUGAAGCUACAGCUUAAUUGCUUCAUGCCUGCCUGUUUUCAGCCUGUGAAGAGAUGAACCAUCAUAAAACCCAUUCAACAUUUCAACAAUGCCACUACACUAAGCCAUCAUUUCAGUUAAGUAAAUAAAUCAGUGCCACCUGUAUAGGCUUUGUCUACCUGCUGAAUUACACCUGUUUGUUUUUGUCUGUGUGCAGAGAAUGAAUGUGCCAAGCUGUUUACACAUGUUAUUGAUAAUUGACACACAUUAUUACACAAUAUUGUAAGUGUAAAACAAUUACCGUCUCUUGUUUUACGUCACUUUAUUGCAUAUUAAAAUCCUAAGUGCACAGA